ACCCAGUCUGCCGCUGCCCUCGUGGGAAGACGAAUCACGAACACCACAAUCUCCAGACUCCGAUCCCCUCCCAAUCCGACCCCAACUCAACUAGUACUCAGCCAGGUUGCAUCCGCCGCCGCCCAAUCAUCCCUCGCCUUCGACCAAUCCUCCAUUCCCCUGCCUAUUGCCUCCACCCGCCGCUGCCCUGCCCGACCAUCGCGACCGCAUCUUCUCUCGCUCGCGCGUUCGGCACCACCGGCGGCCGCAUCGACAGGUGCAGGAAGACCGAGGUCGUUGUGCGAGGCUUCAGCCAUGGCGAGCGCGGAUCUGCUGCGGAGGGAGGAGGAGUUCUACUCUUCCCUCUUCGAUUCCGCUAAAGGCGAUGGCGUCAGGUCGCGCUCGCAGUUGAUUGAGAGGAAGAUUGAAGCCCUCGAGGACAUGGCCACCAAGGUCAGUAACAGGAGAUCUCGUAGAUGGUUGAAUGAUCGCCUGCUGAUUGAACUUGUCCCUCGUCUUCAUGUUGAAGAAAUCAAAGGCCUCUUUGCUCCUCCACCAUGGGGUGAGGAACUGCCCUUGUCAGCAUUCUGCAGGACAAGUGUUGGUGAAUGGGAUGCCUUCAGGAGCAUUGACAUGGAUACUGAGGCAAGAUUGAUGCAACACAUGAAAAGAUCAUCAGAGAAACAGAGGACUCAUGUGGAUGAAGAUGAAUUGGUAGCGCUGAAUGCUUGGCGUCGUAUAGAUCGCCAAACAAGAGAAGCUAUAAAGAGAAAUUUUCUUCCCGAUCUGCUUGAAAUAUAUGAAGAACGAGUUCGGACCUUCAUUGAAGAUACUAGUGAUAAAGAUGUGCUUGUGCUGAAUGUCCAGGACCCGUUUCAGAGGCUGCUUCUGCACGGUGUUUGUGAGUUCUAUAACGUAACCUCAACGACCUCGAGCAGCGUGAGAGAUGGGAAGCCGUGGAAGACAACCACCAUCAAGAAGAGGCAGGGCACAGGUGUUCCCUCCCGAAUCACAUUAGUUACCUUCCUGAGGACGAAGAAGAAUGGGUCCCAGUAACAUGUAGUUGCACGAGGACCUGAAGCUCCUGAGUCCUGCCCUCAGAUCUGCCUGGGUGUGUACCAAAGCAUGUUGGCCAAGAUGACAAAUUUGUUGCUUUAGGUUCCCUUUAGGAUGUAAGCAUAUGUAAAUUAUCCAUAUAUUUUCGCUUGAAUCUCAUUGCAAGUGAUGGGUCACUGGCAACCAUGCCCCCAUUUCGCAUCCUUGUGACAGCUGGUGGUGUUCUAACAGGCUGUACGAUUUGAAUCCGUGUCGUAAUUUCAGGUUCAGUUGGAAGGCUUGCACAGUCACGCUUAACAUUUAUUCAGAAGGUUCCCAGUACAUUUUAUGCCUUUGUUA
Setaria italica (foxtail millet) is the source of this 1374-nucleotide messenger RNA. RefSeq names its product R3H domain-containing protein 4. The record is from RefSeq and is a predicted model, not a curated record. The transcript is spliced from 7 exons. Bases 295 to 1035 code for a protein of 246 amino acids. NCBI's taxonomy places the organism in Eukaryota, Viridiplantae, Streptophyta, Magnoliopsida, Poales, Poaceae. Gene Ontology annotation, molecular function: nucleic acid binding.